AUGGCGGUACGCACCUAUGAUGACCAUGAUUCUCUACAGGGCAUCGAAAAACAGGGAAAAACCGUUGAUGUGAAUGGAUUUGACAUAACAUUGCUUCUGGCCCUACUUCGGAACUUCUCAAAAAUAUCUCCUCCAUCGACGGGAUGGACAACUCCCCCUGCAGUCACAGACAGUAGUGAAGGCGCGGAUUUAGUGAGGAUACGUCUGAUACGAAACGCUCUGGCUCAUAACGAAGACGGCAGGUUGUCUAUUAACAAAUUCAAUGACCUUUGGAACUCAAUUGAGAUGGUUAAACAUGCGGAAAGUUUUAAGGAAUAUAUCAACAAAUCAAUUCAAGACUGGGAAAUGAAGGAUAGGCACUUUAUAGAAAACGGAGUAUCAGAAAAGGUUUACUCCACGGUCAAAUGUCAAAUUUGUGUCAUGAUCACCGGUAACCAAGGUUCAGGUAAAACUGCUACACUUCGUCACGUAGUUUUACGACUUCGCAACGAAGGAUAUGACAUUAUUCCAGUGAAGCACCCAAGUGAAAUAAUGCUAUACCAUAAUCCAGAAAUUUGCCAGAUAUUCGCAAUCGAUAACGUACUUGGAGAAAAAACCGUAAUGCAACAUCAAGGUACCAGCAAUGAAACUGACAAAGAGUUGAUUUAUAACAUUUCAGUAUUGUUAUCCUACGGUGCGGAUGUUAACAUUGAACCACAUUCAAACUCCUACAAAAAUAUUGAAAGAACCCAAGAAACACCCCUUUAUGCUGCUGCAGCUUCUGGAAAUUUUGAAAUUGUUAGUCUAUUGCUCUCAUAUAAUGCAGAUGUAGACAAAAGCAUCCAAUCAGGAGAGACUCCUCUUUCUAUUGCAUGUGUCAAAGGAUAUGCAGAUGUUGUCUCUUUAUUACUUAGUCAUAAAGCAUCUUUAAGAAGUAAGCAUGACUACACAAGAUCGCCAUUUUAUAUUUCAGUGCUGAAUGAACAAGUUUCAGUAUUAUCAACGCUAUUAUCUUACGACAGUUACCCGGACUGUGCUAAGGAGCAUUCAUUAAGGCUUGCUUGUUCAUCCGGAAUGAAAGAGGCUGUAAUACUUUUGCUGUCAAAUGGUACAAGUGUUAAUAAUACCCCUAAAGGUUAUGAUUCGCCAUUAGAGGUAGCGAUUAAGAAUUCCCACUACAGUAUUAUGUCAAUUCUACUGUCAAAUGGUGCUUAUGUCGAUAAUUGUGAUGAUUUUGGAAGAACGCAUUUGUUACGAGCGUGUGCUGAAGAGGACAUAAAGUCAGUGAAAAUACUUUUAGAACACAGAGCAAGCUGUUUAAAAUCGGAUAAUAAAGGUAGGACACCUUUAUUAGUUGCCGUGGAGAAAAAAAAUUUAAGCAUUGUGAAAUUACUAGCCGAAGAAAAAACGGUGAAUAUUGUCGAUGCUGAUUCAAUAAGUCCCUUGUGGAUAGCAGUUCAUAGUCAGGACAGCUCACUUACAGCCCUAUUAGUAUCAGUUGGAGCAUCUGUCAAUUACAAACCCCGAUCUAAACCUUCAAUACUAUUAUUAGCAGCUGAGACUGGAAAUAUGGAAAUUAUGUCUAUCUUGGUAGCUAAUGGAGCUAACGUUGAUUUUGGAGAUGAAGAUACAACACCGCUGAUUGUUAGUAUCAGAAAAAACCAUAGCCUCAUAAAUUUACUUAUUUCGAAUGAUGCAUUAAUAAACAAAACAGACUUCCGAAAUAGAUCACCGGUUUUGAUAGCAACCAUGGAAAGAAACUUUGACAUUGUUAAAACAUUGGUAAAAUAUGGUGCUGAUGUUAAUAUUAUAGACAGAUAUGGAAAGUCGCCUUUAAGUGUUGCGGCAACUAAUAACGAUUACAAAACUGUGCAAUACCUUCUCAAAAACAAGGCAAGUGUAGAUAUGUUUGAUAGCAAAGGUUACACACCUUUGUGUAUCGCAAGUGACAGAGGAUUUACUGAUCUUGUGCACCUUUUUGUAUCAUAUAAUUCAAAUGUAAACCAUGUAACAGAUGACAUCAUGACCCCGCUUUUCUUGUCAUGCACUGCAGGCCAUAGUAGUAUAGUUUCAAUACUGUUACAAAACGGAGCUUCCACAAAUGAACGUGGGAGAUUUAAAGAUUCUGCUUUCUUGACAGCAUGCCGCCAUGGUCAUGUUGAAAUUGUAAAAUUGCUCCUAAGAUAUUUAGAUGAUGAUAUAAAUCAAUGCAACGUUUACCAUACCAAAAAGAGUCCCAUCGCAGAGGCUUGUGCCUAUAGCAAAAUUGAGGUUGUAUCUACAUUAAUAGAUCAUGGAGCAACUGUGAUGCCCGAUUUGUAUGAAAGGAUUCUCGAAUUAUCUAUAGGAAAAGAUUGUGAGAAAAUUACAUCAUACAUUUUGACGACUGUUGUUGAUGUUGAUAUGUAUUUAAACCAAAAAAAUACUUUACUGACAUAUGCUAUUGAGUGCAAUGCUGAAAAAUCUGUUUCAGUAUUAAUUGAAUAUGGGGCUUCAAUAGAAAAAGCGAAUUCCUUGGGCCAGUUUCCUCUUCUCAUAGCAAGUACGCUUGGAUAUGUAAAAAUAGUAGAACAGCUAUUGCAUAGUGGUGCAUCUAUUGAUAAAAUAACCUCUAAAGGAUCUGCAGCACUACUCAUUUCAAGUGAAAAGGGAUUUUUUGAAAUCGUAACUUUAUUCUUAAAUUUCAAAGCAAAUAUAGCUAUAUGUAACAACUAUGGCAGGUCAGCUUUAUGGCUAGCAGCAUCAAAAGGUCAUGACGAAAUUGUCUCAUUAUUACUUUCAAUUGGUGCAAAUCCAGAAAGUUGUGAUAAUAACGAAGUGAGUCCUCUUUUAAUUGCUACGGAAAAACAACAUAUUCAGACUGUUUCUGUUUUACUUAAUUAUGGUGCAGAUGUGAAUAAAGCUGACAGAGACAAAAGGAAUCCAUUAUAUAUAGCAGUUAAAAAUUUAAGUAUUGAAUUAAUGCUACUCUUUUUAAGUCAUAGAGCCGACAUGUAUAGCUGUAACAGGAAAGAUUUUACACCAGUGUGGACGGCAUGUUCUGAGGGGAACGAUAACCUGGUCUUGUUGCUUUUGUUACACAAGGGAAACACCAACGAAAGAGUUCGAUUUGAUGGAAAGGACGUCUUUAUGUGCAACGGAAUAACAGAUAAUGAUUCGAGUCCUCUAAUUGUAUCCUGUGAGAAGGGGGGUAGAUGUAAGGACCCUGAGAACAAAAAACGUUUCUUAAAAAUAAUUCAAUAUCUACUUUCAUUUGGUGCAAAUGUGAAUGAAAGCGACAGUUUAAAAGAGACACCAUUAAUGAAAACAUGUCGGUUAAGAUUUAUCGAAGCAGUGCAAUUAAUGCUUUCUCAUGCUCCUAACAUUCCAAAGUUCAAAAAAGGUGGCAAUGUAAAAUUCAAAGGGUCCCAGGGUGUUAACAAUUACACCUUAAAAUAUGGCACAGAUGUGCAUAAACGUAAUGUUGACGGCGAAAAUGCUCUUUUUAUUGCCUGUGAAGGAGACGAAAAAAGGAUUCAUAAUGAAAAAAACAAAGAUAAUUGCAUGAAGAUCGUUAGUUAUUUGUUAUUCCUUGAUGUAUCAGUGAACGCCAGAAACAAUAAAGGUGAAACGCCAUUAUUCAAAGCUGUUCAACAUGGAUUGUUUACUGUAGUACAGAAAAUCCUGUCAAAAAAUGCCAACAUUCAUACGAGCGAUAAUUUAGGAAGAACUCCUCUUUGGAUUGCUAGUUCAUAUGGGUAUAAUAUUAUAGUUUCAUUGUUAAUAUCACAUCAGGCGGAUCCAAAUGCUCCUUCAAAAACUGACAAAACGCCUUUAUUUAUAGCUUGUAAAAAUGGUCAUAUAAAAGUAGUUUCCCUUCUUCUGGCUAAUAAUGUAAAAGUGAAUAUUCCGGAUGAAAAUGGAUUGACACCUAUGUUUGCGGCCUGCACAUUUGGGCACGCUGAUAUAGUUUCUUUACUUCUGGAGAACAAAGCAUCCCUGUUAGAUGUUAACAAUGACAAAGAUUCUCUGUUGAAUAAGGCAUGUGAAGAAGACCAUUUUGAUGUGAUACAAUUAUUAAUUAUGGUUGGAGUUUCUGUAAAUCAACCGAAUUCAAGAAAUGAGACUCCUUUAUGGAAUGCAAGUAAAACAGGAAAUGGCCAAAUAGUUGCAAUACUCCUCACCAAUGGAGCACAGGUCGAAACUCCUGAUUUGAAAGGAAGGACACCCCUUUGGAUAUCUUGUAGCGAGGGACAUGUAGAAGUUGUCGCACAGUUGCUUUUUUAUAAUGCUUCUCCAGUGCGUCCGGAUAUAGAAGGAGUAUCACCUUUUUCUCUUGUGAUGCAGAAAAAAAUAUUCUCAGUUUUACCGGUUCUUUUAACAACAAUGAUGAAUGUAGUCAAUCUAGAUAGUAUUCUAGAAAAAGGUAUUUUCAUGGAACACAUCCAUACUUUCAAACUUGUAUCUUUAUUGAUUAAUUUUGGUGUCUCGGUCAAUAUAUCUGACAAAUGGAACAGAACAGCACUUUACCAUGCAUGCGGCAAAGGUAUUGUAAGAUCAGUAUCAUUUUUACUGGACAACAACGCAAAUCCUGAUGAAUACGAUAUUUUAAAAAGACCACCUUUAUGGAUUGCCAGUGAAAAUGGGAACUCUGAGAUUGUAGGCUUGCUUCUUCGUCACAAAGCUUCCGUAAACAUUAAAGACACAUCAGGAGAAACACCACUUUUUGCUGCUUGUAAGGUCGGAUGUGAUUCUGUUGUUCGACAACUUUUCAAUAAAGGUGCGUCUCUCAAUUAUACAAAUAUCAAUUCAGAAUCCCCACUCUAUAUAGCAUGUCUACACGGACAUUUAUGCGUUGUACAAGAGUUAUUGUGUCUCGGGGCAGAUAUAAAUUCCGGAGGCAUCAGUGCUGGCUAUUCACCUUUACACAUUGCAUGUAAAAAAGGGCAUACAGACAUUGCAGAACAUUUGAUCAAAAAUGGAGCUUUGGUCAACUCUACAGAUGUCAAUGGAGACCUGCCUAUACAUAUCGCUUGUAAAAAUGGACUUUGCGAUAUUGUGGAGUCACUGUUAGUGCACGAGUCUUUAGUCAACAAAGGGAAUAAUUUGUCUCAAUAUCCUAUUCAUCUUGUAUGUUACAAUGAUAAUCCGGAUAUCUUAUCAAUGCUGAUAAGAUAUAAAAGCUGUAUCAACAUACAAGAUGACCAACAACAAAUACCACUACAUAUUGCUUGUCGAUAUGGAGCUAAUAAUAUUGUUAAAGUUUUGCUUCAACAUAAAGCAGACGUAAAUGCAAGUGAUAUAUUACAUUUAACGCCAAUCCUUACAGCUUGUUCCUAUGGACAUUAUGAAACAACGUCCAUAUUAAUUGCAUACGGAUCAUCCUUAAUCAACGAAAACAGCAAGAAUGCCUUGUUUUUGGCUUGUGAGAAGGGUAAUCACAAAAUUGUACAUGAAUUGCUUUCGAACAUUGAUUCCAGAGACCCCCUUUAUGGACAUCUGAUCGAUAGUGCCUGUAUUGCAUGCAAACAUGGCCAUGAAAAGAUCGUGUUUUUGUUUAUCUCAAAGGCAAAUUUAUUUGACAAAUUUGACGAAUUUAUCAAGACUCUCUUUCUUAUUGCAUGCAGCAAUGCACAGCCAACUAUAAUAUCGCUACUUGUUUCACAUGGAGCAACCGUUGAUUCAAAGUAUGAUGUAGGUAAAACCCCUUUGAUGAUUGCAAGCAGUAAAGGAUAUGAAAAUAUAGUUUUAUUACUUUUACGUUAUGGUGCUUCGAUUAAUAUAAAAGACGAACACGAAAAUAAUGCAUUAAUUGAUGCCUGUCUCGGUGGACAUCACACAACUGUUCAAGUACUUCUUAGAAAAGGGAUGCUAAGAAAUAUCAACGAAAAUAAUGAAAAAGGCGAAACACCCUUGAUGAUAGCUUGCGUAAUGGGACAUUAUGAAGUUGUGUCUGUUCUCUUAUCUCAUGGUGCUUUGGUGCAUCUUACCGACACAAAUAGAAAAACAGCCUUGCAUUAUGCUUGCAGCAGCAUGGAUGAACAGCCUGAAAUUGUUACAAAGUUACUUAGACACGGUGUAAGUGUAAACUCUUUGGACAAGGACGGAUAUACACCACUCCAUAUUUGCUGCGAAAAAAAUCAUGAAGAAACAAUAGAUAUAUUACUUUCACACAAGGCAUCUGUCACAAUACACAAUAGAUAUGAUGAAACACCCGAGAUACUAGCUUAUCGACAUGGAUUUGAACACAUUUCUGAAAAGAUUCGGGAUAAGAGAGUAGCUUCGUCGAGCUAA
Saccostrea echinata is the source of this 6252-nucleotide messenger RNA. RefSeq lists its product as uncharacterized. Bases 1 to 6252 code for a protein of 2083 amino acids. Gene Ontology annotation, molecular function: protein binding. Lineage: Eukaryota; Metazoa; Mollusca; Bivalvia; Ostreida; Ostreidae. The transcript is spliced from 6 exons. The record is from RefSeq and is a predicted model, not a curated record.